AUGGGGCUCCCUAUAGGGAUGUGGCUCUGGCUCUGGGCCGCACAGGUCUCUUCGGAGAAAUCGGAGCCCGCCUGCCUGCCCGUGGCAGGAGAGGACUGCUAUCGGCUGCUCCGAUGGCCACAACCCGCCUUGGGUGCAGUGAUUUUGUGCGGACGAUCCCACGGCCGGCUCCUCCACACGUGGAACCAGCAGAUCCAGGACGCCCUGCGCGACCGCCUGGACGACAGGAGCAAAACCUGGAUCGGGGCUGCAGCAAAGGCGCUCCCAGAAGUGAGCCACCCUGGCAAAGGUGAGAGCGGGGCGGGGGCGCAGAGGCCCAACAGCAGCACCGCAGAAGAGGGGCAGCAGCAGCCAAUUCCAGUAUACUCUCCCGGGAUGUGUGUUAUUCCCCACUCAGCAUCUCUGACUCGCCCAGACGCCAAACCCCUCAGGAGAACGACCUGCCAGCAUUUGACGUGCGGCCCGACGGAGGCGACGCCCAUCCUCACCGAAGAGCCGACGGCGACUGCUCCUCUGAGCGCCCAGCCCUCCGCCGCGACUCCUCCGCCGCCCAGUGCUCCUCCAGGAAGCAGCACAGUUCGCCAGCCGACCACCGCUGACAUCCAGUCAUUCCUUGGGACCAGGCCAGAACUCGGCACUCCCCGCCAUCCGCCGAGCAGCCCCAAGUCGGCAUCCAGCACCUGGCCAGCCAGCAACAGCAGCCAGACUCACCCCAACUCUCAGACCUCAGCCCCAGAGCCCAGCACUCAGCCGCUGCCCACCAGCAAAACCACCUCGGGGAGUACCAAAAGCCACAAGUCCAACACCAGCCCGGACUCCUUCACCUUCAGCCCUAGAGACUUCCCCCCUGAGGACCAGGGGAAGGCCCUAGAGAAGGUGCUGCACCAGUUCAACCAGGCUGUGCAGACCCCAGACCACCCUAUGGCACUGGAGCAGGCAGCCCGGAUGCUGGAGAAUUUGACAAAUUUCCAUGCUCUGCUCUCAGACGAUGCCCAGGCCUCUGCCAGCCAGGCACUCCUCUCCCUGAGCUCUCAGCUACUGAGGGACCACCCUGCCAGCAAUGCCUCCUGCCUAGACCUCGCAUCACAGGCUCUUUUCCAGGCCCUCAGCAACCUCCUCCAAGCCUCAGGCAGCCAAACACCCAGCUUCGGCCCGCAACAGGAACCAAAGGUCCUGGAAACAGCACUGGAAGCCCUUCCUCUGAUCCAGACGGGGCUCCUGUUGGGAAGCUCCACCAUGGAGGAAUCCACAGUAACUGUGGUGUCUCCUGUGCUCAGCACCACCCUCAGCAGGUGUGACAAAGCCUCCCUGUCCCAUGCCUCCUUCCACCUGCUUCAGCCAAGGGGCCUGAACGUAACCUUCCCAUCCAGCUCUGCUCUGGAGCCAGUUCUGAGCCAGCACCCUCAAGUACAAGUCCAGGUAGCCUCCUUUGCAUUCAACCCUUUCCAGCACCUGGAUGGGAAGCCAAUCAAAAGGAUGGCAAGUAUCGCUCUCAUGGCCAGCGAGGAGUCCAUCGGUGUCCACAAUCUUGCAGAGGAAAUAGAGAUUGGGCUCAGUGCUGAGGCUAGUGCUGAGGCCCCUCACACUCACUUGACUGGCAACGUCAGGAACUUUGACAUUGUGGUAAACAUCACAUCAGUAGAGGAUGCCCUGCUAGUAUUGGUGGAAUCCAGCACAGUGGUCCAGAUCACCUUGCACCUGGGCCUACAACCUGAGCCCAACAAGAACAGCAGCCUCCUCAACACCACCCUGCCCAGCAGCGGAUGGCAAGAGGAGGGUACCUACACAUGGGUGAUUCCUCCUGAGGAGCUGCAGCAUCAUGGCCCGGGCAACUACUACAUCUCUGCAGAGGUGGCUCCCCUCUCUCAGGGCCCCUGGAACCUCUCCAUUCACACCAUCAUCUCUGGAUGCUACUACUGGUCCAGCCAGCAUCAGGCCUGGAGAAGUGAUGGAUGUCGGGUGGGCUCCCAAAGCACCCUCCACAGCACCCAGUGCUUGUGCAACCACCUCACCUUCUUUGGGUGCGUCGCCUUGGUCCUGCCACACCUGAUUGACCUUCACAACACUGCAAAGCUCCUGAGCACCGUGGGCCAGAACCCUUCCGGUCUGGCCUUGCUAAGCAGCUUGUUGCUGGGCUAUGGAGCUGCCCUCGUUUGGACUCGAUGGAAACAGAGAACGGAUGUUAAAAAGGUGAAGGUCACAAUCCUAGCAGAUAAUGAGGCCACCGCCUGCUUCCCUUACCUGGUGCAAGUCUUUACAGGCUACCGCCGAGGGGCUGGGACCUCUGCUAAGGUUAUCCUGACCCUCUAUGGAGCAGAGGGCCGGAGUGAGCCACACCUGCUACAGCACCCCCAGGGGCCCUCCUUUGAGCGAGGCGGGCGGGAUGCCUUCCUCCUUGCCACUCAGAAGUCCCUGGGCAACCUCCAUGCCAUCCGCCUCUGGCACGACAACACUGGGCCCAACCCCAGCUGGUUUGUGAGGCGGCUGGUUGUCUGUGACCUGCCUGCCAAGAAGAAGUGGCAUUUCCUGUGUGACUCUUGGCUGGCAGCUGACCUGGAUGACGGCCAUGUGGAUAAAGUCUUUGCUGCUGCCUCCGAGAGGGAUCUCCUGUCCUUCAGGUACCAGUUCUGGUCAGGGCUGGUGGACAAAUUGACGCAGGAGCACCUGUGGCUGUCGGUGGUGACCUGCUCGCCCUGGAGCCCCUUCACCCGUGUGCAGAGGCUCUCCUGCUGCCUGGCCCUCCUCUGCUGCACCUUCCUCAUCAACAUCAUGUUUUGGAGAAAAGAGGCAGCGUCCAGAAGCCCUGAGGCUGGGCCUUUUAUGGUGACUUGGCACGAGCUGCUGGUGAGUGUGGAAACAGCCAUCUUCCUAAUGCCAGUGAGCCUACUCAUCAGCCACAUCUUCCAGCUGGUCCAGCCCCCAGCCCCAAAGCCUCCAGCUGCCAGCUCCGAACUCCUGCAGACUGUGAUGCCCCCCAAGCAGGUGAUGCCCAUCACACAAGUCAAGCAGGAGCUGGAGGAAACCCUGGGCUUCCUCUACAAGAACAGCCUCUGCCAGUGCAGAGCCAUGGACAAGUUCCCUGGGACUUGUGAGCAAGUACCGGAGCUUGUGGCUGCUCUGUGUGACCUCAUUGAGUCCCACCUCCAGCACCAGAAGGACCUGGAAGGUCCCCCUCAGGAGAGGCGCUUCAACCUCCACAGCUACCUGAGCCAUGUGCUAAAUGACUUGGGGACUCAGCUCUGCAGCCUGGAUUUGUGCAGCUUCCCUAACCCCUAUGACCAUCUGCAUGCAGUGGACCAACUACGAAGAGUCCAGCAGCACCUGAAGCAGCAGCAGGCCCAGCCCUGGCCCAGCACUGAGGGGCCUGGCAGGCCCACCGGGCCCAGGAGCGAGCUCAGCAGUUUCCCACUUGAAGACCAUGACAAGGAGAGGCCGCCGUUCUCCCACUGCCUCCCCGGGAGAUUCAGUUUCGCUUGCUGGCUCACAGUGGGGAGCAUCAGCCUGGUUUCGGCCUUCUUCACAGUGCUCUACAGCCUAGAAAUGAGCAGGGACGAGGCUGGGCACUGGGCCAUCAACAUCCUGCUCUCAGUGCUACAGAACAUCUUUGUAAUGCAGCCCCUGAAGGUGUUGGCUCUGACCUUCUUCUUCUCACUGCUGCACAAGAGGGAGUUGUGGAAGGACAAGGGGCAGGAGCAGCAGCUCUGGUGGGCCCUGGGCCUUGUCACAGCAAGGGGCCUACAACUGGAAGCUUAUGGGCGGAGAGACUGGGCAGACCCAGCUUACAGACCCCCUGCCCUACAGCCAAUGGUGCGGCCAAAGGAACGAGCCUUGAAAGACAAGAAGUUGUACUCCUUGAUCAGAGAGAUUGCAGUGCAGCUUGUGUUCCUGGCUGUGCUGAUGGUCCUCAGCUAUACUGAGAGAAGCCCCAAUGAGUUCUACUUUAACAACGCCCUCCAGAAGACCUUCACAUCCCACCUGGAAGACAUCCUUACCCCAGAGGAAUUGUACGGGUGGAUCAGGGUGAUUCUGCUGCCUGGCCUCCAUGGCGAUUCUGAAGGUUUGGCCAUGGAUGGAAACUCUUUCCUUGUGGGCAGCGUGCGGCUACGGCAGAUCCGAGCCCCGCCAAAGCCAGGGCCAGCUUUUCUCCCACUCCAAGAGGGAAGGCAGGGUCCCAUGGCCAGCUGGGGGCCUCCUGCUGCAGGUGGGAGAGGUCAGGCGAGUGCCUGGGUCUUCCAGAAUGAGAGCACCCUGCAAGAGUACCCCAUCUGGGGGAAGUUUGCUCUCUAUCCAGGAAGCGGCUACCUGGCAAACCUUGGCAGAAACAAAAGCUACGCCAAGAGAACCCUUCGCUAUCUGGAACGGAACAACUGGCUGGACAGAAGCACACGAGUCGUCUUCAUUGAGUUUGUUGUCUACAAUGCAAAUGUCAACCUCUUCUGUGCAGUCACGCUUAUCCUGGAGGCCAGUGGGAUGGCAAGAGCGUGUAGUAGAGACAAAGGGGGCCUAGCCCUGCAAUGGGCCUCUGAGGCAGGAUGGCUGUCCUGGGGCUGUUGGGGAGGGAGAUGGAGAAAAGGCAUUCCCUCUACCUGGGAGCCAGCCUUGCUUGCAGCCUCCGUGCUUGACCUUGUGCCUGUUUCUGUGACAGGGGCCUUGUUCAGCAAAUCGGAGCUGCAAAUUCUCCGCCUCUAUCCAGACCUCCAGCUCGUCCUCCAAUUUAUCUGUGCCCAGAUCACCUUUCUCCUGCUCAUACUAUAUUACAUCUUUGUGCAGGGCCGGCAGUUGAAGCAGCAGAAGUGGAAGUACUUCAGCAGCAAGAGAAACCUGCUGGAUGCCAGCACCAUCCUCAUAAGUAUGGCAGCUAUUGGCCUUUAUGUGAAGAGGCGCGUGCUGGCAGAAGGCAUCCUGAAGCAGCAUCGCCAAGACCGCAACAAGUUCAUCAGCUUCUAUGAGAUGGUGGAAGUUGACUCUGCUCUGACAUACCUCAUUGCUUUUCUGGUGGCCUUGACAACCAUCAAGCUGUGGAACCUCCUGCGCCUAAAUCCCAGAAUGUACCUCAUCACACAGACACUGCAGAAAGCCUGGGAUGAGGUCCUGGGCUUCCUGCUCACACUUCUGGUGCUACUUGUGGGUUACGCCAUUGUGUGCAACCUCAUGUUUGGAUGGAGCGUAGAUGACUACAAGACCUUCUUUAACUCAGCUGUGACCAUCGUAGGGCUUCUCAUUGGAAUCUUUAAUUAUGAAGAGGUCAUUGCUGUGGACCCCGUGUUUGGUGCUGUGCUGAUUGUAACCAGCGUCAUCUCCAUGGUGUUUGUGAUCAUCAACCUGUUUGUCUCUGCCCUUUUGACGACCUUCAGUCGGGAGAUGAAGGCUGCCAAGGCCAGCAAGGAGGAAUCCAUGUUGCAGCUGAUUCAACUGAAGAUUUCCACCUUGUUUGGAAUCAAGAAACAGCCACCCUUCCCAGGAGCUUCCCGAAAGGAGCCACAGGACUGAAGUGGCAUCAUCCCACCUCCCCAUUUGGACAGCUCUUUUCUAUUCUAAAAUGGGAAGGGUCACCAUUUUCCAAGUAUCACUAAUGUACAUGCUAUCUUUAAGAAUAUCAGAGGUCAGCUGGGCUGCCAAGAAAAUCUAUAGGGCUUUUCUCCCACUUUUAAGCUGCCCCUCCCGCUCUUCAGCUAAUUUACCAUGUGAUCUUGACUCAACAUUACCUCAUGCUACAUCCUACUUCCUUUAUCCUUGACACGCCUUUGAGUUGUUGGGACUAACCAAGGCAGAAAUCCCCUGCUGCUGCCCUGCAGGUUGAAGAGCAAAACCGAUCUUACUGGCUUCCAGCGCAAAGGCCGGUCAAGUCCCUAAACAGCAGGAGCCAGUUUCUUCUCUGCCCAAAGAGGCAGAGCAAAGGAGGGCUGUUCUUAUUUAUAGCCAAUCCCAAAUACUCAGUGGUGCACAUCAAUUAAGCCUUACAAAUCAAGUUAUUUUUCAUGUCGCUGAGGAACUCUUUACCUAUUGCAGGGCUUAACAUCUGAGGAGACAAACAGGGAAUUGUAGAUUACACUCCCUUACCCAGCCAGAUUUGAAUAACUUAUAUGACAAAGGUGGGUCUGUUGAGAUGCACAAAGGAUACACAGUUUCAUGGUGAACCAGAGGGAGGAGAUAGAAGGGUGGGUGGGGAAGAAGAGUGACUAUUGCCCCUCCCCACCCAGAGAGCUCAGUUUGCCCAAUGGGAGAGAUCAAAUCCAUGAAAGGAAUCCAAUCCUGCCUUUCCUUAAAGGCAGCCAACCUCCAAGAUGCAAGGAUCCUUAAGCAGCCCUUACCUUAAUCCAGAGGGGACCCUUCAGCCUGGCCCAAGCAGAAAGCACUCAUCCCCCUACUCCAACCUGUAAAGGUCAGCAUAAAUCCUACAAGGGCUAAUUUCUCAAGAAUGAUGGCUUGACAGUUCUAUCACAUCACGGCAGUGAAGGACAACUGCUUCAGCACCCAGGCACUUCCCCGUGCCCUGCAGGACAGGUGGCCUACUCUUCUGAAGAUGCCACUGCUGCCACCACCCACAAUGUCUUGUGGGAAGCAAGUCUAAAGGGAGCCUCAUAAAUUCGCCUGUGGGUGGUGGUUGUGGGCUGGACUGCAGAUCCUCAGGUGUGUGAUCCAAACUGAUAGGACUUGUUCCAAAAUAUAACUGCGAAGCCAAAGUAAAGGCAACACAUUUGCAUGCUCCUUUUUGCCAAUAUUUCCUUCCCUCAAUAAAUAGUUUGACUGGAAGUGUGACUGUCAGUCUGAAGGAACAGCCAUGA
Molecule: messenger RNA, 6785 nt
Organism: Podarcis raffonei (Aeolian wall lizard)
Lineage: Eukaryota; Metazoa; Chordata; Lepidosauria; Squamata; Lacertidae
Gene: PKD1L3
Product: polycystin 1 like 3, transient receptor potential channel interacting
Biological process (GO): detection of mechanical stimulus
Cellular component (GO): membrane
Molecular function (GO): calcium ion binding; calcium channel activity; protein binding
Source: RefSeq, a predicted model, not a curated record